AUGGCCGACGAGAUAGCUGAAGCUGCUUCCUCGCUGUUUGACGAAAUGCUGAGGGAUCUGGUCCAGUCGAUCACUAUUUCAGCUCAUCGUGAGAUCAAGCGAGGUCGAGUAGUCUGCGGCGUCUGUGGAACAAAAUGUCGAUCACAUAACCCCUUAUCCUCAACCCACCUCACAGCCCCCUCGUCCCAAACCACCGCCCCAGCCUCUCGCGCACCCUCACCUCUCCCCUCUUCCUCCUCAAAUACCUCAGGAACGCUAGAGGGGCGUUCAGGAGGCUAUACGACCGGGCCGGAGAAGGGUACAGGCGGGUCAACGGGGAUCGGGAGUGGGAGUGGGAGGAUGGACGCUUCGGGGAAUGUCUUCUUUGCUUGUCUGGUGUGUGAUCGCCAGGUCGUUUCGAGCCGGUAUGCCCCACAUCUCUCCGGCUGUCUAGGGUUCAAUGGGUCCACACGACGUACCGCAUCCCGAUCGGCCGCUACUGCCGCUGCUGCAGCUGCUAAAGCUCGUCUAGGGCCUGGCUCAGAGAGAGGCGUCAGCCCAUAUGUUCCGAGCGAGGGUGGAGAUUCGGACGAUGGGAGUCCAGGCGGUAGUCUGGGCAAGAAGGGGAAGAUGUUGAGCGGGAAUGGAGGUACAAAGAGGGGACCGUCGCCCAAGAAGCCGGGACCGAUGAAGAAGGCCCGUAUGGGGUCAAGCGGCGGAACCCCCUCACCUCUCCCUCGUACCACCCUGCCACCCUCAAAGCUCGGCCGACCGCCGACCACCAACUCCGCAGCGGACCCAUCAGUAUCGUACGGCUCACCCUCACCUGGCAGGAGCGUGGCUAGCCUGGCUGACUCUGGCGGGAGGGGGUAUACAACUUUGUCCAAGACUGCAGGGAGGAAGACGCUUCCGGGGAUGUCGGUCUCGGGGGAUCUGCACGUGGCUUAUGUGCCAGAUGACGAUAGUGAUGGGGAGGUCGACGACUACUAG
Messenger RNA from Dioszegia hungarica, 969 nucleotides. RefSeq lists its product as uncharacterized. Bases 1 to 969 code for a protein of 322 amino acids. Gene Ontology annotation, cellular component: SAGA complex; DUBm complex. Gene Ontology annotation, biological process: positive regulation of DNA-templated transcription; regulation of transcription by RNA polymerase II. Gene Ontology annotation, molecular function: transcription coactivator activity. The transcript has 7 exons. Lineage: Eukaryota; Fungi; Basidiomycota; Tremellomycetes; Tremellales; Bulleribasidiaceae. The record is from RefSeq and is a predicted model, not a curated record.